Molecule: messenger RNA, 3341 nt
Organism: Hipposideros armiger (great roundleaf bat)
Lineage: Eukaryota; Metazoa; Chordata; Mammalia; Chiroptera; Hipposideridae
Gene: NTN1
Product: netrin 1
Exons: 7
Coding region: 329-1987 (552 amino acids)
Biological process (GO): tissue development; motor neuron axon guidance; dendrite development
Cellular component (GO): basement membrane
Source: RefSeq, a predicted model, not a curated record
GGGCAGCACUGCGACCGCGGCGGGAGCGGCGGGAGCCGGGCGGCCGCGUAGUCACUCGGGCGAGAGAGGCAGAGGCGGCGGCGGCGGCGGCCGGGCGAGGGCUGGGACUGGGGCAGCGGCGGCCGCGCAGGGCAUGGAGCUGGCAAGCCCGCGCUGAGGCAGGACGCGCCUGCUAGCAGCGAGCGAGAGGCUCUCGCUGUCCCGCGUGCGGGCUCCCCGGCCGGGGCUGGGCAAACUUUUCUUUCUCUUUUGCCCUUUCCAGAGGCGUCUUCUGCGGCGGGCGGACCGACUCCUCGGCGCGGCGGGGCCGGGGCAAGCUGGACGCAGCAUGAUGCGCGCAGUGUGGGAGGUGCUGGCGGCGCUGGCGGCGGUGGCUUGCCUGGUGGGCGCGGUGCGCGGCGGGCCCGGGCUCAGCAUGUUCGCGGGCCAGGCGGCGCAGCCGGACCCCUGCACGGACGAGAACGGCCACCCGCGCCGCUGCAUCCCUGACUUUGUCAACGCGGCCUUCGGCAAGGACGUGCGCGUGUCCAGCACCUGCGGCCGGCCCCCGGCGCGCUACUGCGUGGUGAGCGAGCGCGGCGAGGAGCGGCUGCGCUCCUGCCACCUCUGCAACUCGUCGGACCCCAAGAAGGCGCACCCACCCGCCUUCCUCACCGAUCUCAACAACCCGCACAACCUGACGUGCUGGCAGUCCGAAAACUACCUGCAGUUUCCGCACAACGUCACGCUCACGCUGUCGCUCGGCAAGAAGUUCGAGGUGACGUACGUGAGCCUGCAGUUCUGCUCGCCACGGCCCGAGUCCAUGGCCAUCUACAAGUCCAUGGACUACGGGCGCACGUGGGUGCCCUUCCAGUUCUACUCCACGCAGUGCCGCAAGAUGUACAACCGGCCGCACCGCGCGCCCAUCACCAAGCAGAACGAGCAGGAGGCCGUGUGCACCGACUCGCACACUGACAUGCGUCCGCUCUCGGGCGGCCUCAUCGCCUUCAGCACGCUGGACGGGCGGCCCUCGGCUCACGACUUCGACAACUCGCCGGUGCUUCAGGACUGGGUCACGGCCACCGAUAUCCGUGUGGCCUUCAGCCGCCUGCACACGUUCGGCGACGAGAACGAGGACGACUCGGAGCUGGCGCGCGACUCGUACUUCUAUGCUGUGUCCGACCUGCAGGUGGGCGGCCGCUGCAAGUGCAAUGGCCACGCGGCCCGCUGCGUGCGCGACCGCGACGACAGCCUAGUGUGCGACUGCAGGCACAACACGGCGGGUCCCGAGUGCGACCGCUGCAAGCCCUUCCACUACGACCGGCCCUGGCAGCGCGCCACCGCCCGCGAGGCCAACGAGUGCGUGGCCUGCAACUGCAACCUGCACGCCCGACGCUGCCGCUUCAACAUGGAGCUCUACAAGCUGUCGGGGCGCAAGAGCGGGGGCGUCUGCCUCAACUGCCGCCACAACACCGCGGGCCGCCACUGCCACUACUGCAAGGAGGGCUACUACCGGGACAUGGGCAAGCCCAUCACCCACCGGAAGGCCUGCAAAGCCUGUGAUUGCCAUCCCGUGGGCGCCGCUGGCAAAACCUGCAACCAAACCACCGGCCAGUGUCCCUGCAAGGACGGCGUGACAGGCAUCACCUGCAACCGCUGCGCCAAAGGCUACCAGCAGAGUCGCUCCCCCAUCGCCCCCUGCAUAAAAAUCCCCGUGGCACCACCGACCACGGCCGCCAGCAGCGUGGAAGAGCCAGAAGACUGUGAUUCCUACUGCAAGGCCUCCAAAGGGAAGCUGAAGAUUAACAUGAAAAAGUACUGCAAGAAGGACUAUGGUCUGCGCUGGUCAUGCUUCUCCUGUGGGACCCAAGGCAAGUCCAGUUGCUUAUUCGAGCCUUGGUUUCCUUGUGUGUUCCAUGGAGGUGAUGCACCUUCUGUGUGUGCACAGGAAACAUCCAGGAAAGGCCCGGUGUCUCCUAGGCUCCCAGGACGGAAUGGCCUCUACUAGUCUGCAGGGAGCUGGGUGGGAAGGGAGGAAGGAAGAAGUGGAGAUGGAAGAAGUGGGGUGAGAAGGAAGGGCCCCCGGAUGAGGCGGACUCAUCAUUCAGAUCCAUCCAUCAUGUGCCCCCACCCUCCUGACCCAAGGAGGCCUGGCAGCCUGGCCCUGGAAGCCCGGCCCCAUGGGGGUCCUAAGUAGGCCAGCUGUUUGAACCAAACAUAAGGAUUUUUUUUUUAAUGAGGACAAUGCUUAGGACCUUUUAGUAGAAUGAAAUAAAUGGUGAGCCCCAAAGGAACCCAAAGGAAUUUUGAGAACUUCCAAAACUUUCUCGUUUUACUGUGUGUGUGCUCAUAUACAUGUACAUACACACGCACACCCCCACUCGCAGUGACCCAGCCACACUCCCCACCGGCAGCCUGGCCUCCCACAGGAGGAAGUCAGAGCAACUGGCAGGUUUUGCGUGUCACUUCAGAAGUGGCCAGGCCAUGUAUACCCCUGUUCAGACCCCUCAGGGGUCCACAGUAGGUUCCUCAAAGCCCCUUUAAAGUGUUAGCAUCCCCAGGUAGUGCAGAAACUUCUGGCUCCCACUGGAAAGCAAACCUUGAUUUUGAAAACAAGCUUUGAGGUGCUUUCAAGAUAAAGGACACGCUGUCAAGAUAACGGACAGCCACAGGAGAGGCCCCAGGUUGUUUUGGAUGAAGUUUGUGUGACCCCAACCUGCAGGGCCACGUCCUCCCAGCCCUGGGCAUCUGAGUUAGCUGGAACUGCGAGGUGGCCUCCUGUGGGGUGAGGACUUGGGCAAGAGGGCCUCCGGAGUCUGUCAUCUUCCCAGGCUGGGGGUCUGGAGACGGAGCCCAGGAUGUCCUCGCAGGCCCAGAGAGCCCCGGGGUCACAGAGACGAGCCCUGUCCCUCUCUCCCUGCCUCUCCUCCUCCCCAUCCCCCGCCCGGAACAGAAACUGGAGAGGAAAGGAAUAGUUGGCCUACAUGGGGAAGGGUUGUUUUAGUUUUAGUCUUGAAGUAUCCUUAAGUAGGCGCUCUGGAGAGGAGCGAGGCAAAGGCGAGAGCUGAGCAAUCUUUCUGUAAGGUGUCGGCCUGCAGCCCUCAUUAUAUUCAAGUGAAAAAAAGGAAAAAUUUGACUCACUUAAAAGUUACCACAACGGAUCCCAUUUUCCACCCCAUUCUAUUUAACUCACCGUGGAAUUCUGCGUUUCCACCCCUGAUAUUCCCGGGGACACUUCGGCCCCCUCAGAGCUCUCCUGGUCUUCUCAUUCACCAUCUGGCAGGUCUCCUUUUCUCUGCUGAAGGGAGCCUGAUGCCCUCUUUUCAUAGACCCAGAGGGGUCCCCAGGCUCUCCUUGAGCUC